Gastrolobium bilobum is the source of this 1158-nucleotide messenger RNA. Its product is annotated as probable inactive patatin-like protein 9. The coding region runs from base 1 to 1158 and encodes 385 amino acids. Lineage: Eukaryota; Viridiplantae; Streptophyta; Magnoliopsida; Fabales; Fabaceae. The transcript has 2 exons. The record is from RefSeq and is a predicted model, not a curated record. Gene Ontology annotation, biological process: lipid metabolic process.
AUGGAGCUCAGUAAAUUGACCCUUGAGAUCUUCUCCAAACUGGAGCAGAAAUGGCUCUCUCACUGCAAAGUCACAAACAAAACCCGCAUUCUCAGUAUUGACGGCGGAGGAACCACAGCCAUUGUUGCCGGCGCUUCUCUCAUCCACCUCGAGGAUCAGAUCCGUCUCCAGACGUCCGAUCCCCACGCUCAGAUUGCUGAUUUCUUCGACAUCGUCGCCGGUACCGGCAUUGGCGCUCUCCUGGCCGCCAUGAUCACCGCAGCAGAUGCCUUCGGCAGGCCUCUCUACACUGCCAGAGACGCCGUCCGUCUCGUUACGGAGAGGAACUCCGAACUUUACAAGCUCAAAUCCGUCGGAAUAUUUCGCCGGCGCCGGAGAUUCUCUUCCAGGAGCAUGGAUAACGUGCUGAAGCAAGUGUUCCAGAGAAAGGACAACGGACGGUUGUUGACCUUGAAAGACACGUGUAAACCUCUUCUUAUCCCUUGCUUUGACCUCAAGAGUUCGGCGCCAUUCGUGUUUUCUCGAGCCGAUGCGUCCGAAUCUCCGAGCUUCAACUUCGAGCUCUGGAAGGUAUGCCGCGCAACCUCGGCGACACCGAGCAAUUUCGAGCCCUUCCACUUCACUUCCGUCGACGGAAAGACCACCUGCUCCGCCGUGGACGGCGGCCUGGUAAUGAACAACCCUACGGCAGCGGCCGUCACGCACGUUCUCCACAACAAGCGCGAUUUCCCGUCUGUGAACGGCGUGGAGGAUCUCUUUGUCCUUUCCUUGGGAAACGGAUCUUCGAACGCGAAGGCAUGCGAGGACCGCGGUUGCUCAACGUCGUCGGUGGUUGACAUUGUGCUCGACGGUGUUUCCGAGACGAUUGACCAGAUGUUGGGGAACGCCUUCUGCUGGAACCGUACGGACUACGUCAGAAUCCAGGCGUUUGGUUUGGGAAAUGAAGCAAUGAGGAAGGAUAUAGUGAAGGAAGAGGAGGAGGUGCUGAAAGAGAGGGGACUGGAGUCGUUACCGUUUGGCGGGAAGCGGUUACUGACGGAGACUAACGGAAACAGAAUCGAUAACUUCGUGCAACGUCUUGUUGCUACCGGAAAACCCAGCCCGCCGUCUAGUCCCUGCAAGGAUUCCGCCGUCACUCCUCUUUCUAACGGCCGCUAG